GAUAGAGCUCCUCACCCUGAAAACACACACAAAGAAAACAAGGUGGAGAGAGCAUUCAUUCAUAAUGGCUAUUCACAAAGUUAGCUUCCUUGCUUACCUACUUGUUCUCGGGGUGUUUCUACAUGUUGAUGCCAAGGCUUGUACCAGAGAAUGUGGUAAUUUUGGCUAUGGAUUAUGCCCACGAUCUGAAGGAAGUCCCGAAAAACCUAUAUGCACCAACUGUUGCUCAGGCUAUAAGGGUUGCAAGUAUUACAGUGCUAAAGGAGAUUUGAUUUGUGAAGGAGAAUCUGACCCCAGAAACCCAAAUGAUUGUACCUUCGAAUGUGAUACACAAAUUGCUUAUUCAAAAUGUCCCCGUUCUGAAGGAAAGAUGAUAAUUAAACCCACCGGAUGCACCACCUGUUGCACUGGCUACAAGGGUUGCUACUAUUUCGAUCAAGAUGGUGAUUUUGUCUGUGAAGGAGAGAGUCCUGAACCCAAGGCAACUGCUUAAGUAUUUCUAAUUAAUCAUCUGUUGCUAACUAUUAGUAACAAAUGUAUGCAUGAUAUAUGCUAAUCUCUGUAAUGUAGACAUUAUUGGAGUUGUUUUAGCCAAAGUGUCCAACAGUUUAAUGAAGCACUAGUUUCAUUUUA
This is a messenger RNA of Solanum dulcamara, 633 nucleotides long. Its product is annotated as wound-induced proteinase inhibitor 2-like. The coding region runs from base 65 to 493 and encodes 142 amino acids. The record is from RefSeq and is a predicted model, not a curated record. Gene Ontology annotation, molecular function: serine-type endopeptidase inhibitor activity. The transcript is spliced from 2 exons. NCBI's taxonomy places the organism in Eukaryota, Viridiplantae, Streptophyta, Magnoliopsida, Solanales, Solanaceae.